AGCUGGUUCCAAACAGCUGAUUUCUUUUCCGCGACUCGGCAUUUCACGUUUGUUUAUAGUUUGUUUUUAGCUGCAAAAUUUGCUUUAUUAAACAAUAAGCAAUGGAGGUGGAGUUUAGCAAGGACAACUUUCUGCUGCCGGAGAUGAAGUACGAAUACUUGGACCACACGGCGGAUGUGCAAAUCCACGGCUGGGGGACGAGUCUAAAGGAGGCGUUCGAGCAGUGCGGAGUGGCCAUGUUCGGAUAUAUGACCGAGCUAGAUUACGUGUCUGUGGAGCAAUGCUUCGAGAUCGAAGCCCAAGGUGACGAUCUGGAGGGACUUCUCUUCCACUUUCUUGACGAGCUGCUGUUCCUCUUCUCUGCCGAACCAUAUUUGGUGUGCAAAAAGCUGGAAAUUACAAAGUUUGACUUGGAAACCUUCGAGAUCUCAUGUCGCUGUUACGGGGAACCCUUCGAGCUGGGAAAACAUCCGCAGGGAACUGAGGUGAAGGCAAUAACAUACUCCGCCAUGCAAAUCGUUCAGGACGCGGAGGCCAGCAACUACGAGGUGUUUGUCAUAAUUGACAUUUGAGCCAGCUCCGAUUGCCGGGAAUUAAAUGUGACUGUUCCGUUUCAACCCCUUUGCCUGUCUCCAUUAAUCAUAAGUAAAAUGCCAAAAAAAAACACAUAAAACCGCUGCAUAAGCCCCGAAAA
Messenger RNA from Drosophila ficusphila, 694 nucleotides. It is a transcript of the gene Archease, whose product is annotated as protein archease-like. Gene Ontology annotation, biological process: tRNA splicing, via endonucleolytic cleavage and ligation. Lineage: Eukaryota; Metazoa; Arthropoda; Insecta; Diptera; Drosophilidae. The record is from RefSeq and is a predicted model, not a curated record. The transcript has 3 exons. Gene Ontology annotation, cellular component: tRNA-splicing ligase complex. The coding region runs from base 102 to 572 and encodes 156 amino acids.